Spirodela intermedia is the source of this 20160-nucleotide messenger RNA. The record is from the annotation of a GenBank genome assembly. Lineage: Eukaryota; Viridiplantae; Streptophyta; Magnoliopsida; Alismatales; Araceae.
AUGGCGGCGACUCAGGGGGUUAAAUGCCUCAACACAUCCUCCGGGAGGAGGCGGUUCGUGGUGAGUGGGCAUGUCCACGAGCUCCUGGCCUUGCCCUCGAGCUUUGGCCUUGAACCUUUGUGGUUUUGUGUCCUUCACGGUGCCUACUGAAUUUCCUGCGAUUAAAUUAUUUCUCUCGUGUUCUGCUUUGCAGUUUAAGACCUUCACGCAAAGAGUAAACGAGAUUGAAAUCGACGUCUUCCGCAGUCUCGACCCUGUGAAGGCGGAGCCGUCCGAGGGAUCCUCCUUCUUCCGAGACUGCCUCCUGGAGUGGCGGGCAUGCUUCCCAAACCUGUUGCCUUUUUCCGUUUUUUCUGGCUGAUUUUCACCUGACACACUUUCGAAAUGGUUUCUGUGGAUUAGGAGCUCAAUACCGCAGAGGACUUCAUCUCGUUUUACGAUGAGAUGAUGCCCUUCGUCCAGACUCUGCCACAGAUUUUGCUGCACAAGGAGAAGAUCUUUUCGGAGUUGCUUUCCCGGGUAAACAUGAAGGCAAAGCUCUCUCUCGAGCCGAUACUCAGGUCAGUCAUCCAAGGUUUUUUUUUCCGGUGCUACUGAAUAGUUAGUGUGAUCUUAGGUUGAAAAUUUUGACUGAGCCUUCUCGCCGUAGAAUUAGUGUAUGGGUUUCUUGUUUAUUCAGUUGUGUGAAGCCACCUAGUUAAAACGGAAAAUAAUAUUUUAUAAAUAUGUCGAUGAAAAACAUGCUCUUUGUUGGAAAGCUUAGAACCUCAAAGACCAAAGUGCGGGGAAAUUUUUACUCUGCUGGCACGGUGUCUAGUCUAAAAUUUGACAAAAACAUUUCUUUCUUAGGGAAAGAAAAAGAGGGCUCAGCAGAAUACCUUUAGGAGCAGAAUUUUUUUUGGUCGAUUGUUGACUGAUCAGCAGUUACGAAAACGAUGACCAAAGUUAAAAUCACUGGUCAAAUUUGGUUAAAUAUUCUCUGUAUUGUGGCAUUCUUGAAGAUAGUCAAACAGCGGCGGAGUUACCUCUUCCUUGCCUCAGAACAUCAAGAAUAUGCGGACGUUGCUGUGCUAUUUAAGUACUGAAUAUCAAGUAGGUUAACCUGAUACAGUAUCCAGAUGGAAGCUUGGAUAACUAGAAAUGGGCAUAGAAUUUGGUUGAAUUGGGUAGCUAGGUUGAGUUGGACUGUUCCUUUAUAUGGAUGAUGCAAUCAGUUGCCAACAUUGAAUUUCAUAAACAUAUUCAAGGAAUGAAAGAGAAAACAGAGAACAAAAAUAGAAGACUAGAAAACAGAGUAAACAGAAAAAGUAAAAAAAUAGCAACCGAUUCAUAAGCCUCUUCAAAUCUUCUUUUCCUUGUCAUCCUUAUCAUAUUUAUUUUCUUCGCUGGUUUUUAAGCAUGGUGAAUCCUUUUUCUUUUCUUCCCUACUUCAUUCCCAUUCUUUUUGACGUCGUUGCUCUCUCCCCCCCCCCCCCCCCCUCUCUCUCUCUCUCUCUCUCUCUCCCUUCCUUUCUCAGUUCCCUCUCCGCCCCUUGAAUUUCUACACCCUUGUCAGCAUAGCACAUCCAGUACUAGUUUGAUUCUAACACAUCUUAUUCUUUGAGAUUAUUUUGGUGCUUUUGUAAAUCUCUUUCACAACGAGCAGCUGGAUGUCCAUAAAAAUGCGUGCUGGACGAAAACACUAAGAUCCAGCUUCAUCCAAAGCAUCAGGAGAAUCGUUGGGUUUGAGGGGUUUAUGACUGAUACAUAUCAGUGCAAUAGCGUGAACUGAAUCAUUAUCAACAUAAAAUAAUAUAUAUUUUUUGGGAGUGUGCUUCUUGGGGUUGGAAGCUGACAUGUGAAUAGGUUUACAAUAUUAAUGUUAUAUUAAAGUAUGCCAAUACUAAUAUUAAAACCGUUACAAAUUUUUAUCCACCUGAUCAAUAUGUGGUUUCACUUUAGAACGAAUCUUUUGUAUUAAAUAACAAUGCACCAGAUGGUGGCCUUGUCUGGAAGGAAAGACAGUAAGUUAUUACUCCUUGAGGAGUCUAACAAGAAAAGUAGCUGAACCCUGGAUCCUUUUUCUCAUGUCUACUUCGCUUUAUGAAGAUAAAACUUCGCUUUACGUGGGUAUUGCUGCAGAAGAUUAAUAUUCGAAGUUUGAUGCUCGCGAAAAGUGGCCAAAAAAAAUCCUUUGGGAAUAUUUCUUAUGGUAAAGAGGGUAUUGUGAGUAUUUCACGAGCACCUUGUCAUAAACGAUCUACUGAUUUUGGUUCAAAGAAACUGAAAACAGUUAAGGGAGAUCUGAAACGUCUCAAUUGUUGAGAGUGGAACCUCCACUCACUUUAUAGUUUCCGAUAAAAUUUCAUCCCUGCUAUGCAAAUUGGUGAGGUUCUGUGUAGUUUUUAGUUUUCAAUUUACUUCUGAGAACUUCGAGUGCGGGUUAGACUCUGUUUUGAAAUUCCAAGCUGAAAAGUAACUCUUGGUUGUGAUAGCAGAUGUUAAUUGCCAGUCUCUCUCCCUUUCCAUGCUAUGCUGUUAUCGCAUUUUUAUGUUGGCAAUUAUUUCAUGAAGGUUUUGAUUCUCUUAUGAGUCUGAUAAUUUUAUCCUAUAUAUAUAAUUGAUAUAUAUUUUUUUGAAUCCGAUAAUUGAAGAAAUAUCGCUUAUGGCACAAAUAUCUGUUUCAGGUUGAUUGCGUCCUUCUCUAGGGACAUUUUAGAAGAUUUUUUACCGUAAGAUUCUUCUUCUUAAUCUCUUAACUAUCUGUAUUGAAAGAACAUAUAUGAUACUGAAAUUUUUGCUGAACAGUGGUUGCAACUUUGUCAAUUUAUCUGCUUUCCUAUAUGAUGCUGGGCGGAUAUCGUUGCAUGAAUUGUAUGGAAUCCUUUCUCGUUUGAAAAGACUUUCUUUGUUUGAAACACUACUUCUCUUAUGAGCGUGGCUUGAACACAUCAAAGUUUUCAAUUUCUGAGGGCAAGAAAACUUUAGAUUUUGGAACAUUCGAUGGUUCACUAAUUGAAAUACAUUCUUCUUUUCGCGAUACCCUUUAAUGUCCUAUGCCAUUCUAUUCGAGAUCUACAGUCGAAGUGGUAGGCUGUUAUUUACUUCUUCGAUGAUGCAUACUUUUUCAUGGCUUUUACCAUUAAUCUGGAGGUGUGAUAAAAGUGAAUGGAAACAGUUUGUGUUUUUAGAAUGCAAUUAAGUUUAGAUCAGAUCCCAUCUUUAAAAGACCUUGAGACGUUCGAUAUUCAAUCAGAGGAAAAUUUCGUUCAUCUGCUAGAAACUAGACUUUGAGCUCCAUCCUGGUAGUAACAAUGCAUAAUGUUAUGUGGUGUUUGGACUUUUGAGUAACUUUCCUUUCUGUGCUGAAUUGCGCCCAGAAAUCGAAAUGAGGUCUUGUAUAUGUUUUUCUUUGCGGAAGAUGACUUUUUGAUUGAUUUUUCUGGUCAAACGAUCAUGCCUUUAGUAACAUACUUCAAAAAUGUUAUUUUAAGAGUAUUCUUGCAGACUUUUGCAGAGACUUGUUAAUUCUUUUAUUGAGCUGUUUGAGAAUGGGGGUGAACGAGACUCUGAUGUUCUUGAACAGGUAUCUUCUAUGACAUCUGCAGACUCAUUGAUUCUAAUAUCUUUACUUGAAAGAGGGCGUCAUUUUGAAUUUGUGUUUUUGAUGUUAGGUUUUCACAUCCUGGUCGUAUAUAUUAAUGUAUUUGCAGAAGUAUCUAAUCAAAGACAUUGCUAACGUUCUCCAGUAAGUGUCAUGCCCAUACUUUUUUGUGCGAUUAUUAUUGGUAGAUGAUGUCCACAGUUAAUCGUGUAUCUUCUAGUAACUAUCCCUCCAAUUUUGUUGAAGGAUCACUAUUGAUUUGAGAUAUUAUCCAAACCAUUACAUCCAAGAAUUUAUGGCAGAGGCUCUCUCUUUCUUGCUAAGGAGUGCUCCAAAAACUGAAGUUAUUGAAGGUACGCAAGUUCUCAACUAUGGACAAUGAGAUGAAACCUGUGAUUUGAUCAUUGUGUGACUUGCUGUUUCUAGGAAUCUGGCACCAACGCAUAUUUAUAUGUAGUAGUGCCAGAUUGUGUGACAUGCUGUUUCUAGGAAUCUGGGACCAAUGCAUAUUUAUAUGUUGUUGUGCCAGAUUCUGUGACAUUCUGUUUCUAGGAAUUUGGCACCAGCAUUUCUGUGUUGCAGACUGUUGUUUGUUUCCUGCUUGAUGGCCAACAUGAUUACUUCUGUUUUAAAAUACAUCCUUCCUCCUUCCUAAAUUUUGCCGAGAAAUAAACAAGGCAUGGUCCCUUAAUCUUGUUAUCAUGGACUCUGUCUAAUGUGCGAGUGUACCCUCAUUUGGUUCAGACUCACCAAACAGGAAUAAACAUUGAGAAUCCAAGAAACAGAAAGAGGAGUCUUCUUCAAUUGAUAACAGAUUCUCCAUGUUUGGUGAGUCUGCACAACCAAAUGAGGGUAUACUUACACAUCAGACAGCCCAUGAUAACAGGAUUAAGGAGCCAUAUCUUGUUUGACCGAGUUAAUCACAAUGACGGGUGAUGGCAAAGAGAUAUCCUGUGUGUUUUUAUGAUAUGUUAUGGAAAUUAUUCUUCGGUUUUCAAAAGCAUUGAAUUAUAAUCGAGUUGAUAAUGGAUAAUUUUAUUCCUAACAUUCAUAGUGGAGUUGCUGGGGGUGGGCAUUGGAGGGUUGGUUGGGUGCGUUGAUUUUUCAGGCUGGAAAUAUAAGGAGUUGAGUUUUUCGUUCAUCCACCCAUUCAGGUUGUCCUCAUUAGAUGUUUGUUGUCUCUCAAACUUUAGAGGAUAAACCGGAUUAAGAUUCUGUUGUUUCAUCACAUCAAAAAUUUCACAGUAUUAUCUGGACGACUAAGCAUGUUGGAGCAUUAGGCACUGGGGAAUUAGGUGGGCAAAUGUAAGUGCUGUUCCCCUUGGUUACCUUUGUGCGUUGGGAAAUUUGCCUGCUUUAUCAUCUUAUUAGGUACUUUACUUAAUAAAUAGAAAUCCAAUGUAAUGUCAUUGAGUAAUUGUUUUACCUAAGAUUUAUGCGUGAAAAAUAAAAUCAUAUAUGCUUUGUGCAAUUUUUGAGUUCAUCAAUCUAAAGCAUUCUACUGGGAUUAUGAGGGUGUAGAAUUUAUCAAUCAACAAAAUAUGUACUAAGGUUGACUGCAUCAAAAUGUUUCUCUUCGUAAAACAAUCACUCAACACAGUCUAUCACUAGGGCAGAGGACCACUAACGAUAUCAGUGAUCGUGGGGUGUUGGAUAAUGUGUUACAGUUGUGAAUGAUUUUAAUUUUAAUUUAUGUAUAUGACUUGGCCGCAAAUAACAUUAAAUUUGAAUUAAGCUAACGUGAAAUUUACCUGAUAUGUUAAAUACACGAUUCUUUGUUGUAAUCUAUGUAAAACUAGGCUUUGCUAGUUGUUAUCCCUUGUUACUUAGGCAGUGAAGUAGUUGCCCAUCAUAAUUGCCUUUGCUGCCUUAGAAGCUGUGUAAUAUCGCAUGGACGUUUAUAACAAAUAUCUUAUCUAUCCUAUCUAUUUGAUUUGGAAAGUAGGAUGAAAUUGGCUGUAUUUCAUUUGUUGUGGUCUAGCCAGUCCAAUGUGCAUCCCAAUUACCUUAGUUAAUACCUUUGCACCUGAGACAUUUCUUGGGUGGAUGUACUUACACAUUUGCAGUAUGUGUGUGUUAUUAGUAACUUGAUUUCUUUGUUGCUGAUGUUAAGGUGUUAGAAAGGUUGUUACGGAAGCAGCAGAGGAUUCCUCUGAGACCAGAAAAACUGGGGCCAGCGCUUUGCUAUGGCACGUUAUGAUAGGGACUUCUUCCAGGCUCCACUCUAAAGCGGAGCAGGUUCUGCGGUUACUGAUGGAUAAAUCUAUUCUCGACUUGCACGGUGAUCUCUCUGAACACCGUCUUUCUUUGUAACUGAUGCAUGAUUCUUUCUAUAGAGUACGAAUUGUUUAUUCUUCCAUUUUUUCGAUGUGACAUUUUUUACUAUCUGGCAGAAUUUCUCAUCUUUAGAGUUUGAUUAGCAAUUUUCUCGUAAAUUUUAUCUAGAAAUGACAUAUUCUUUAUUCUUUCGAGUGUGUUAGCAGUUUUACAAUACUCUUAGUAGAAUUGUCGUCUCACAUGUCCAGUGGAUCUGCGAUUGUCAUCGUAUUAGUAGUUUGCUCCUCAUUAGCGUUCGAGCAGACUUUGAUUAUGAGCUUUCAUCUGAUGCAUUUCAUUCACGUUCCACGUUUGGCCCUCAAAUGUUAAACCUCUUGGUUCAGUUUCAUAUGAUUCUUGGAAGUUUUUUCUAGUGUGCAUGAUUCUCCUAGCCUUGCAGCGUGCCACCUGAAAUCUAGCACAUCAUUUACCAUAUAUGUAAAAGUUCGUGAUUGUUCCCCUUGUUCCAUAUGUAAGAGUAAUUAUUUUGUUUAGCUGCUGUACAUUUUUGUAUUUUGUUAACCUUAGGUCUGUUUUUUUCUGUUGCAUUCCAUUAUACCUUGAAGUGUUAAAAGACAAUUAGUAACAGUGGAAUAUUUUAAAAGGACACUGAUUCCAAUUAACAGUCUGUUGGUUACUGAAAAUAAUGUCCAAGACCUGCUCACCACAAAAAGGAGAAAUUUUCAAGUCAUGAACACAAGUGUGCUUGGUUGUCCGAAUGGCUUAUUCUUCAGAUAGCGUUUUGUAAAUAUUUCACACUUAAUUUAUGUUUUGAUAGAUGAAGUUAUCUUUUUCCUAGAAAUAAAAAUGGAUAUUUGAUGUUGUACGGACAGCAGAAUCAUCAGCAGAUUGAUUCUAUGAUCUCUAUGGAAUCAUCAUCAAUUUACUGCGUGAAAUUUUUUAUAAACUGUACUUUAAGAAAAAAGGGAGGAUCAGACAGGAAUGAGAAUAACAUAUGCUUUCCUUCUGUUUAUUUUUUUUUCUUUCGGUUAUUUAUCCCGGUACGUCCAUUUAAUGUCCUGUUGGACUCAAACAAGUGAAAUAAAGCCUGCUCUUUAAGUACUCUCAAGUUCCGUGUUUGGCUUUACAUGGUUCAGGUCUAUUUGUCCACUUACUUUUGUAGCCUAUAUAUAGCCUGUGAUGAGUUUCUGCUGAUCAAUUACUGACCAGUAAAUGUCUUUCUUCAUUUUCUGGUUCAGACGCUGUUGUUGAUGUGGUCAACGGGACACUCCAGAGAUUAUGUGAAGUACUUGAGCCAAAAGAGUUAAAUUUGGCAUGCAAUUGUUUACUAGAAGAAAUACGCCGUAGUGAUGACAGUGGGUUUAUAGAUCAUUUAAACCGAUUAUUAUCGAUACUUGUUUUCAUUGUUCAAUUAAGGAAAGGGGCCAAUAUUUGUGGUAAGUGUUACUGUUAUUUUUACCACGGUUAUGUUAACUGUAGUACUGAUAUUCGGUCUUAAUGCUCCCAUACACAUUUCGAUUAGUCUUUUCUUAUACUUCAAUUUGGUCCAAUAAAUGCAGACUACUUACCAGUUUUUGAGCUCAUCACAUCGCUCGUGAAGAAAUACAUUACACCUACUACUUCCAAUGUAGAAAAUUGUCUUGAGACUGUCAACAAGGUUUUCGAAUUAAUGCUUAGCCUUCUUGAUGUGCAAUCUAUUGUUAAUGAGUUAUCAGCUACAUCUCAGAUUGUGCUAGAGUGGAGCCCUAUCUUCCAGAGUGGAAACCCAAGGUAAUUAAGGUUAAUAUCUUGUAUUGGAUUAUCAGCUAAUCCAAUUGCAGAUGCUGAUACAGGUGUUUCAACUUGUAAUUUUUCAAUAUUUUGACGUAUGUUUUUUUUGCUUUCAGGUUGCUUUCAUUCAUUGGAGAAGUAUUUACUAAGGAUUCUCCUGUUCUAAAUGCAUUCAAAAUGCCAAUUAUUAGGUACUUUUGAGUAAUUCUUUUAUUCGUUGUUUGCAUUGAUUUAUUUCUUAAUUUUCUUUGUUUUCUUUUCUUAACGUGCAGUGCCUUGGAUGAUCGGAUUAUAUCAUCACCUGACGAAGUCCUUUAUCUUCUGUUGGUGUUCUUUGAGAAAGCAGGAGAAUUUCAUUGUUCUGAUUCCUUCAUCGGCCAGUCAAAGGAUAGUGUCUCCAAGAUACGUAGAUUUUUUGAUGAAAAACUGUGUUUUUGGUCAAAUAUGAUUACCAAGGUUUCUGCAGAGGCAAGCCAAAGACCUGGUUUGACAAUUUGCCAUUCUAAUUUCGCUAUGUUAUGGGGAAUUCUGCAAAACUAUUCUCAUUUCUUUUGCUCAAAUGAGAAGCUAUCGCUGAUCACAAAAUUUAUUGAAGCUGUCACUCAACUAUUAUCAGCUGAAACUGGUGAAAUAAUUUUUUGAAUGUGAAUAAUUCUCUCGUAUUACAUCCUCUGGAUAAUAGUCUUAUUCAAGUUGUUUCAGAUGAAAUUGCAGGUCUUUCAAAGACAGUUUGGCAGAGCAUAGCGGCUGCUUCAUUGGUGUCAUAUCAAAAAUUGUUAGCUGGUCGCAAAGCUGGACACGCAGAAAUAAGCAAAAUAUUGCAUAUUGCUGGAAAAAAUAAGUCCUCUUCCCAGUUGUUAUUUGCUGUUGCGGAAUAUCUCGACUCUCAGUUUGGGUAUGGUGAUGUAUCUUGAUUAUUCAAUAUGAACGUCGAUAAUGGCUUCUGUCUUUAUUUUGUUUUUUGUUGUCAUAUUUCUUGUUAUCAAUAUUAUUGAAUAUUAUUGCAUUCAGUUUAAAAUUCCUUGGAGCUGGCGGAACAUAGCGAAAUAUGACUUUUUUAAUUUGUUGGAUUUUUCCUUUUUUCCAACUUAUAUAUGCCCAAAAACUUCAACUAGGGUCACAACAGCCAACCUAGAUUGUGGAAAUUUAUAAUGGACAUUCUUGGUCUCCCUAAGAUUGCCGUUCUUGUACUUUUUUAUCUUUUUUCGGUUUAAAUGUUUAUACUGUGCACAUCAUUGUUUGCUGAACCUCAUUUUUUUUUGUUUUUUAUCUAGUUGACUUUUGAUUUUCUAUAUUUUUACACAGAAUUGGUUAAUAUAUGGUGACUCUGUAUUAUGUUUCUACUUUUUUCUAACUUGAACUUAUUUCUCUUGGUAGGUUGAUGACUGAGAAAGAUAGACUUGACUUCAUAGACUUCAACAAUGAGUGUUCAGCAUCUGCAAUCAAAAUAUUUGCUGAAAAUUUAUCGCAAUCUGAUAAGUUACUCCGUACUUCAACAUUAAGAAUUUUAUCUCAUUUUGCACUUUUAGAUAAGCAACCAUCCAAGGAUGACGUGCGCCCAUCUAAGAAACUGAAAACCGAGCCAUCUGGGUUCGUCCUUGCAGAAUCUCGAAAUGAGAAUGUAUGUUUUCUCCUUUUCUUGAAUUUAUUUUGUUGUUUAUGGAUGGUCUUUUACUGUCAACUUACAUUCCACUUUGUAAAAUCAGGUCAUUCCUCUGCUUCUAUCGAUUGAAGAAACUCCUUCUUCCGUCUCUACAAGCAGGGUUAUUAUUGUUUUAAUUUCUAAGAUACAGAUGAACAUUGCCGCAGGAAAGAUUAAUGACGCUUAUGUUCCUCUUCUCUUAAAUGGACUUAUUGGGAUUGUCUACAACAGAUUUGGCUCUCUUUGGGAACCAGCUAUAGAAUGCCUCAGUGUUCUCCUUGGCAGGCACAAGGAUCUAGCUUGGAACCAAUUCAUCGAAUGCUUAGAAAACGUUCAGCUGAAAUUCCUCUCUGCUGGUGAAGUGGAUAUGAUGAGCACUGACCAUCCAAAGCCAAAUGGUAUAAAUCGAUUCCUCACGUGUUUAUCAAAUAAUUCUUUUAUUUCGUGCAAUACAGAAGUAUUGAUAAGUUGCAAUGGAAGCCGAUUUAUUUUCAUUUCUGAUCAUUGAUGCGAAAACGAAGAAUGGGCUACUGCAUGAUUCAUGAAUUCAGUUCAUAUUUAACAAUCUUUAUUGUUGUUUUUGAACUUCUGUAUCUUGCGUUGGUCAUGAGAUUUUUAUUUGAGCCCAGGGGAGAAUGAGACCCGACCUCUUCUUUUGAAUGUCCGGAUAAAGACCUUUCUAUUCGGAAUAUGGAGAGCUUUAAAAGAACGUUUUGAGUCCGUGAUUGGAAAUCUCCCAAUUCUUUUUAGCAGGACCCAAUUUCUGCAUGGGUGGUCUGCUCCGGGCCACUUAUCUUUCGGAAACUGACUCUUACUACACAAUCCAUUCGUAAACUUCAUACUUUUGCUGAUUCUAAAAGUCCGGAUUUCAAUAACCUUCUGCAAAAUUAAGUUUUAUACUAUCCUCUAUUGAGGAUAUUAAGUUUUGGAGGCUUCCGAGUAGCUAUGGCCUCACGUUCACAGUUCUUCAUCCCUUCUUGCAUCAUAAUCCUCUCUGCUUCAUUUCUUUUGAGAGAUGGAGUCCGGUUUUGUUUCCAGGUAUUUUAGCUUAUUCACUUCCUAUGUUUAUUCAGUUUUCUUGUCCACUCUUGCACCAUUGCACUUGUUCGUUUUACAGUGUUAUAUCUCGUCUUAUUUGUUUAGAGUUAGUAUUCAGAAGCGCGUAUUGCUGUUGUAAAUGUGUUACUGGUGUUUUCACUUUCUUUUUGUGAAAAUGUUUUCUCUUGCUGAUCCCUGUGAUAAAUGCCCACUACGCUCACAUUUGUGUUUACCAUGUAAUCUUUUGAAUUUUUGUUUAUGAAAAACUUGUUCAAGGCCUCUGAAUAUGGCAAGUCGCAAAACUGUUUGGAUUUUCAGGUUUAGUCAAUUGCUUCAACUUGUCUAUGGCCACCCAUUCUGAUAGCACGCCACGGGGUACUGUCUUGGGUCUUUUGAUUCGGACACUGCAGAAAGUGCCGGAUAUUGCUGAAGCUCGGUCUCGACAAGUUGUACCAUUAUUUUUGAAAUUUUUAGGCCUGGAAAAUGUUGAUGUUUCGAGGUGUGCUGCUGCAAUCUUUCCUAAUGUUUUUCACUAUUUUCAAGCUCCAUGACUUAAUUUCUAAGUUUUUGUGGUUAUUUUAUUCCUAACUUGCACUUAAAUAACAGUGGAGGUUCGUUUGGACUCGAAAACUAUUUAGGCAAAGGAUGGAAAUCGGUUCUGAAGGAUUGGCUGAAUCUGCUUCGGCUACUGCAUAAUUCUCGGUCCCUUUAUCUCAGCCAAGUUCUUAAGAAUGUUUUGAUGAACAGGUCAAUUGAGUUUUGGUUGAGGCUGUUUUUCUGUUUAUGUGGAUUCUUUAAUAUUAUGUUUAUUAAAAUCUCAAUUUUUUCGGAUAUUAUGGUCUUCACAGGCUUCUUGAUGAUACUGAUCCAGACACUCAGUUAAAAGUGUUAGAUUGUAUGCUGAACUGGAAAGAUGAUUAUUUGCUCCCAUAUGGUCAACAUCUUAAAAAUCUCAUUAUUGCAAAAAAUCUGAGAGAGGAAUUGACGACGUGGACACUGGCAAAAGAAUCUUCCCAAAUUCAAGAAGCCCAUAGAGGUUUCUUAGUUCCUAUAGUAAUUCGAAUUCUAGUUCCCAAAGUCAGAAAAUUGAAGACACUAGCAUCACGUAAGGUAUGGAAAUGACAGGUCUGGUGGUCUUUACCUGUUUGUCGUCCCAAUAUUUCGAAAUCAUCACCACUGAUGUAUCUUUUAUCUUUUUCAGCACGCAAGUGUAAAUCAUCGAAGAGCCAUCCUUUGUUUCUUGACACAGCUGGAUGUUAAUGAGCUUCCCCUCUUUUUUUCCCUAUUGUUAAAGCCGUUAUUUUCAAGUGCUGAUGGGACUAGUGCUCAUGAAAAUCAGCUUCAUGUUCUAUUUGACAAAUUCCUGGCACUCCCAUUAUCUUUUCUUCAGACUGAGUUACUUUCAACGAUGAUUGCUGGUCUCUCUUCUAAGAAGAAGUUCAGUUUUUUGCACGUGGUUGUAGAUAUUCUAAGAAGUUUUGACGAGUUUCAUGUCAAACCCUUUCUUGAUUUACUCCUGGCCAUUGUUGUCAAGAUACUGGAGUGGUGCACAGAUAGCGCCUCUAUUCCCAGAGACACCGCUUGUUCUGGCAUUGAAGAUGAUUCAACUAAUAUCUUGAAGGUAUGAGUCCAUAUUUUCUCGUCAACCAAAUCAUAUCGAGUUUGUCCCUUUUUCAAUUACAUGGCUUGGAUUGUGCAAUAUCACAUUAUCAUUUUUUAAUUAAAGGUUUUAUCUUUGCGUUCUUUCAUUACUGCCAUUACUGCCAUGGAAAAAAACACCUGAUGCUAACCUGUUGGUUGGAUGGGCAUUUGAUCUUUGCAGUUUAGUGGGUUGCUCUAUUCACAAGUUAGGAUGAUAUUCAUUUUUUUCCUAGAUUACCACGUUUCCCCAGCAAACCCACCCUCAUAGUUUAUCAUAACUGUGAGACUGUCCCUGCGGCUCAAAUAAUUAAAACAUAAUUUUGUAACUAUAUCCAGCCAUGAAGUAAUUAUGUUUGCAGGAAAAGUUUAGCAAACAAUGAGUAUCAUUCUAUAGUAACUACAUCAAAAUAUUCUUUUCUUCACAAUAUCUUCUGCGAAAAUUUAUGUUAAGGUUCCUCUUCGAUGAAUGUUUCUGCCUAGCUAUGCUCUACAAGGGAGGAAUCCAAUUGUAUAGAAAGUUGGGAAAUAAAGAGUAUUCUUUAUUUUUUCUCUCAUCUUUUUUCAUGCUAUGGUGCAGAGAAAGAGAUCAAAGGAGGAGAAAGGUAGGAAAAGAUCAAAUUCAGAGGCAAAGGAUUUGCGGUCUCUAUGCUUAAAGAUUUUCUGUUUCACUCUGAAUAAGUAUGGAAGCCAUCAUAUUUGCUUACAGAUAUGGGAUAUCUUUUUUUCAUCUGUGAAGCCUUUGAUUGACAGUUUUAUACAAGAUAUUUCGGGGAGUGAAAACCCAAGUUCUCUGCUUUUAUGCUUCGUUGCAAUGAGCAAAAACCCAAGAUGUAUCUCACUUCUGGAUGGGUUUCUCCCCAACAUAUUUUCAGUUCUGACUGUGAAGACUGCAUCUGAGAGUGUUACCUCCUCUGUUCUCAGCUUUGUUGAGAAUCUUCUAGUCUUGGAUAGUGAAUUGGACCAUGAAGAUGACCUAGUAAAAAAAAUUCUUAUGCCUCAUCUCAAAGAUCUCUUUUCUGGCCUUUGUCAGUUCUUUCAACGUCGCAGGGUGUCUCAGAGGUACGCUUCUGUGUCAAUCAAUAUGUUAGCUUUCACUGUUUGUUUUAAUAUCUUAUCACAGUUCGUUCGUUUUUAUGUUUAGUGGUUCAUAAUUUUAUUUGACGCAUAUGAGCAUAGCUUUCCAAGGGAAGUUUAAUUGUUUAGGAAAUUAGAUGUUCAAUGGAAUGACAAUUGAGAAAAUGCAGUGCUAUGGUAUUUGUUCAUCAGAUUUUCGGUUCUAUAUUUUGAUUCUCAUGUAGUCUAUAAUUUAUACCUGGGUGAGCAGUGGUCGAUCUGAUCGAUACGUUUCUUAUUACAGCUGUUGAUGGAUUGGUGGACAUGGUUUGCAGUAAACUGUUCCUGUGGUUUACCAGUUCUUUUCAUGCUUUUUUUUGCUUAUAUUUGUAGUUUGUAUACGAAAGGAAGAAAAUAUUGCACCUCCGAUAAAAGGGUAUUUUGGACAGUAGUAGGCCGGAAUUGCCUGUCGCAAUUCUGCCAUAUAAUGAGGGAGAAGAAAGACUGGGGCAAUGACCUUAAUCAAGCAACCUAGUAUCUUCUCUUCGUCCAAUGCUCUUGAAAAGAAGAUGAUUUGGUCUCAUGAUGGGGACUCUAAACUUUAUCCCUGUUCUUCAUGCGUUACUUUGAUAGAAACCCGUUUUUUCCUACAGAUUGGUCUUCGUAAAUUGCAGUUCACGUUUUCUCUGUCGUAAACUUCAAUACCUUCUACUAGGCAUGCAUCUGAGGCUCUUUCCACAGUGAUCUAGGAUUUUGGUCAACUAAUGAAGAAUGAGUGGUGACGUACCUGAGGUUGAGACAUGAGGAGAACUGUUCUUGAUUGUCUAGAGAAGAUAGAGCGUAUCAGAUUCAGUUUAGCUUUUUUCAGGAUGUAGUUCUUGUAUACCCUCUGAAGAAUCUGGAAUACCUUUUUGUGAUAAAGUAAUAGCAGUGCCUUUUGUGAUGUUAUUGAAUUGUUUGAUCUCAAAACUUCAUAGAUUUUUUCUAUUAACUUAUUUGCUGCUCUUCAUUUACUUCAUGCUUCUAUAUAUGUACUUGUGGUUGAGGCAUUUUUUUAUGUCCUUGUGACAAAAGUUCGCUGCUACACAAAUCUGUUUUAUAGAAUCUUUAUCACAGAGCUGUUUAUUUAUAGGAAAACGAUAAUUUGGCCGGCUAUGGAAGAGAUCAGGAUAUUUAAGCUAUUGGGAAGAUAUGUUAACGAAACAUCAAUUGCAAGGGAAUUUAUUGAUAUUAUGCUCCCCUUUUUCGGGAAGAAAGGUCUAAAUUCUGGUGAGAGAUUCUCAUAAGCCCUCGUGGUCUGUAUUUUGAUAUUUGUGACAAGACACUCAGUCGUUUACUUUUACAUGUUUCAGAUGAAUGCCUUGAAGGUUUGCAUGUUAUUGAAGGGAUGUUGCCUAUGCUUGAUAGUGUGGCUUCGAGAAAAAUUCUAAAUGUAAUCAGCAUGGUUCUGAUUUCUGCUAGACUGGAUAUCAAAUUGCUAAUUUGCAAGAUUCUUGAUGGGCUCAGUGUUGUGGAUCCGUCGUUGGCAUUUCUGGUACAUAUUUUCCUUUACUUCGUUCUUUCUUUGAGUUUAAGUUCAUUGAAAGAUACUCUGUUUACAUGUCAGGCGAAGCUUGUUCAUGAUCUCAACGCAAGUUCUGCCACAGAACUGGAUGAAAUUGAUUAUGACACGAGAAUCAGUGCUUAUGAUGCUGUAACAGUGCAGUUAUUCUCUUCAUUGGGUCAUGAUCGUGCAUCAAUUGUCCUAUCACAGUGCUUUAAUGACAUAGCAUCUGAUUUGAUUCUCAGGCAAACCGCAUCAAGGGCUCUUGUAUCCUUUAUAGAUUUUGCUGCUUUAUUUUUGGGCUGUGAUGCAAAAGGCCAUGAUGAUGCCAAGUCAGACGGUUUAAUGUUAGGGAAUGCGCUGAAUAAGGAAACUGAGACUGUUGAUGCUAAUGUUUGGACUCGGAAGCAGAUUCUGAAAAUUAUUGCGAAAUUUUUUCUGCAAAAUAUGGGUGAAACAAUGAACAAGGAGAUUUCUAGCCAAAAGGUGCUAAGUACAGAACUGGACAUGUCUAUUCAUAAGGUUCGUAGAACUGAAUGAUCUUUUGGCUCGUGUACUCUGCUUGAAUAUCUGCUCUGUCAAUGUUCCUCAUGAUGCUGCAUUUUUCAGGAGUGGAUUAUUUUACUUCGGGAAAUGGUUUGUAAACUUCCAGGAGUGCCAGCUCUCCUUUCACUAAGACCAUUAUAUAGUGAAGAUCCAGAAGUCGAUUUUUUUCAUAACAUUUUUCACUUGCAGGUAACUUUCCUUGUAUUUAGACUCCUCUUCGAGAUAUGUGAAGCUUAGUUAUGAUUUAUGACCCAUAAUUUCAUUCUGAUGACAGACAUAUAGGAGAGCAAAGGCCUUGUCAUGCUUCAGAAAUGCUGUCAGCAUUGGAAAUCUAUCUGAGGUACUUAAGUUUUUAUAAAAUCUUCUAGUCCAACUUCUAGUCCAAGAAAAACGACGUCUUUAAUUGCAAUAAACGUCUGUAGGUAUUUUAGAUUUAAGCUUUGAAUAGUUCUAUGUUCGUCUCUAUACGUAUGAGUUUUUCACGGGGUAAUUCUGGUUUUUAAUCACAGGAAAUGAUGCAGAAGGUUUUUGUUCCUCUGUUUCUCACUAUGAUGUUUGAAGUGAAAGGUGGUAAAGGGGAACAUCUAAAAAAUGCAUUUAUAGAGUCACUGGCUUCUAUGUCCGGGCAGAUGCAGUGGAAGGCUUACAUUUCAUUUUUGAUGAAAAUUAUGUGGUAUAUCCAGAAGACACAUUCAAAAUCAGACAAGCAGAAGAUUCUUCUACGCCUUUUGAUCUCUGUUUUAGACACAUUCCAUUUCUGCAGUAAUGGUCGCAACCAGGGGGCAAAGGAUGUUGUUGAAGAGAACAUACUUGCAUUAACGACUAAAAAUUCUAUCUCAACUGUGGCAGAUCCUGAUGUGGUCCAGCAUACCCUUCAACACAAGAUUCUCCCUCAGAUUCACAAGUUCUUAGAUGUAGACUCUGAUAGAAUCAAUGCCCAUAUGAGCCUCGCUGCCCUCAAAAUAUUGAAGUUAUUGCCAGAGGAGAUUCUGGAGUCCCAGCUGCAGACCAUCAUUCGACGCAUAUCUAACUUCUUAAAGAGUCGUUUGGAAAGCAUACGAGAUGAAGCAAGGUCAGUCUUGGCUGCAUGCCUGAAAGAGUUGGGUGUUGGUUAUUUGAAUUUUAUAGUCAAAGUCUUGCAGGCAACCUUAAAAAGAGGUUAUGAGUGUCACGUAUUAGGAUAUACUCUCAAUUUUAUUUUGUCGAAGCUUUUUCUGAAAUCUGAUGUUGGAGCAUUGGACUCUUGUUUGGAGGAGAUUCUUUUCAUAGUGGAGAAUGACAUCCUUGGAAGAGUUUCUGAGGAGGAAGCUGCUAAAUUUGCUUCAAGAAUGAAAGAGACGCGUAAGAAAAAAUCUUUUGAGACGCUGAAAUUGGUUUCACAGAAUAUUACGUUCAAAACUCAUGCUCUGAAGUUGCUGUCUCCCAUUAGAAAACACUUGCAGAAUCAUCUCACUAUCAAAGCUAAAGCAAAACUCGAAAAGAUGUUGAAUUGUAUCGCUUCAGGUAUUGAAACUAAUCCAUCUGUUGAUGAGAAGGAAUUACUUAUAUUUAUAUAUGGACUUCUUGAAGAUGGUGAUGCUUUGGAGACAGUAAAAUUGGCAUCCACACGCCUGGAUAACAACAAUCAGCAGAGCCCUGACGUUUCUAAAGAUGAAAUUCAUCCUAUUGGUAAUGGAUUUUGCAGUUCUCACCUUAUUUUGUUGUUUGCCCUUCGAUUGUUGCAUAAUCGCUUGAAGAAUAUGAAACUGGACAAGAAAAAUGAAGAGUUGCUGUCUAGGUUGGAUCCUUUCAUUGCACUGCUGGGAAGUUGCCUGAGCUCCAAGUAUGAAGAUAUUUUAUCGGCUGCUUUCAAAUGCCUUAUUCCAUUAACAAGGCUACCUUUGCCAUCUCUUGAGCUUCAUGCCGACAAAAUCAAGAUCUUGCUGCUCGAUAUCACCCAAAGAUCUAGCAAAGUAACCAGUCCACUCAUGCAGUCCUGUUUAAAACUGCUCACUGUGCUCUUGCAGACCACUACAGUUUCGCUUUCAAACGAUCAACUACAGAUGCUCGUCCAGUUUCCAAUUUUUAUUGAUAUCCAAGCCAAGCCUUCCCAUGUUGCCUUGUCCCUUUUAAAGGCGAUUGUUGCACGAAAGCUGGUUGUCCAUGAGAUUUAUGAUCUAGUGGUACAAAUUUCGGAAUUGAUGGUAACAAGUCAAGACGAUCCGAUUCGGAAGAAGUGCAGUCAAAUACUGUUGCAGUUUUUGGUAGAUUAUCAUAUUUCCAGUAAACGUCUACAACAGCAUCUAGAUUUCUUAUUAGCAAAUUUGAGGUGAAUGUCUCCCUUGUCUGAGGAGUGUUUCUUUUUUUUUCUAUUAGUUUUUUUCUAAAAAAAAAAAAAUGGUAUCUUUUCAGUUACGAGCAUUCAUCUGGAAGAGAAGCUGUGCUCGAAAUGCUUCAUGCGAUUCUGGUUAAAUUGCCUCCAGCUGUUGUGGAAAACCAAGCUCAGUCAUGGUUCCUUCAUUUAGUGGUUGCUUUAGCUAAUGACACUGAUAAAAAUGUCCAGUCUAUGGUUGGCACCGUUAUAAAACUUCUGCUUGGUCGUAUUAGCCAGAAAACACUUCAUCCCAUUUUAGAGUACAGCCUAUCUUGGUACAGAGGAGAGAAACAGCAUCUGUGGAGUGCUGCAGCGCAGGUACUUCACAUUCUUCUUUAAACACUUUUCUGGAUGCUCACUAGCAUCCUCCCUUGCUGUGCAAGUAGUUUUUCGUAGGCUUAACUCGAAAUCUACUGAAACAGGAUAAUAUCCGCUACGAAGUAAAACUGGCUGAUAAUUAACUUGGAUGCGCCAUUCUCGUGGCUCAUUUACUGAUGCUAAAAAUGUAGGGGUAUAUUGCAUUCUCAUGGUACAGAAAUAAUGUCGGGAAGUCUUAAGAUGCCUAGGAUAAGUAUCACUCUUGGCUAUACCUCACUUGUGUUGGCUGUGCAUCUGGUUUAUUUUCUUUAACUGGUUCAUACAUGAAUCUAGGUCUCCAAUAUAUAUAUAUAUUUUUUUUGUUUACUCCCUAUCUAGUUUCCUUUUCUAUGGAGCUUUCAAAAGCUUUUGGAUUCAACAUUCUUUGUAAAUUUUUUAAAAAAGGAAUUCAGAAAAUAUUUAACAGAAAUGCAAGAUGUACAGAUACAUAUAGAGCAUCUCCGAGAAACUGUGGCAGGAUGGUGAGGAUCAUCCUACACCAAUUUUAGAAAAAUUGCAGAAAUGUUUGCCUGUUCUCAUUGGAAAAGUUUGUAAAUCCCUAUGUGGCUCAACUAUUCAAAAAUCUGAUUUCUUUGUCCAUUUCAAAUGCCUUAGCCGGUUGCAUUCGUGCUAAGCUACAACAUCUUUCAUGUCCAAGAUGCUACCAUUUUCUGCAUGUUUCUGGGUUGUAUUACAUCCUGUUAUUGAUCUACACUGCUUAUGAUAAUCUUAUGAUGGUUCCUUUUAUGUUUACAGGUCCUCGGUCUAUUGGUUGACAUUUUGAAGAAGGGCUUCUUGAAAUAUAACAUCAGCGUACUGCCCGUCGCCAAAUGCAUCAUGGACUCAGCGAUUGAUAUCAUCACCAAAGACAAGGAUGCCGACUGGAGCACCGACGUGGUUCCGCUGUGGAAGGAGGCUUACACCACACUUCUCAUGCUGGAAAAGAUGCUCUGCCAGUGCCCGGAGCUCUACUUCGACGCAAGUUUUGAGGUGCCAACUGUUUCUCUCUCAUCUCUCAUUUGCUUACAGAUCACUUGUGUGUGGAUGUGGCAUGUACUUCACUGUAGCUUCACUGUAGUACUUAUCUACCGAGCUAGAAAUAUGUCUGCAGCCAGCCCAUUAUUUCGCAAGUAACCUAUUUAGGAUGCCAUUGUUGAUGCUCAUCUGAUUUCUCUCGUUUUCUGAUGAUUUAUCUGUUCAUGUUUCUCGUGUGCCAGGAGAUUUGGGAAGCCAUUUGUAAGUUCUUGCUGCACCCACACGUGUGGGUGAGGAACACCUCAAACCGUCUCUUGGCCUUGUACUUCUCACAAGCCUCUGACAGGAGAUCGAUUCGUCACGAGAGAUCGGAGACAGGGGGAGCGCUUUUACUGAACCCUGCUAGGCUGUUCCUGCUGGCGGUCUCAUUCUGCGCUCAGCUGAAGGCCCAGUUCUUGGACGACACCGCCAGCAACCUCGUCAUCCAGAAUCUUCUCUUUUCCAUAUGCGGCGUUCACUCCCAUGCGAAAGAGCUGGGCUCGACCCCCAUUCAUGCCUUUUGGGCCGCACUUGGUCCCCAUGAGCAGAGGUUCUACCUCGAUGCCUUCGAGCUUCUCGGCUCCAGAAAGGGUAGAAAUGCGUUCCUGUUCCACACUGCCAGCGACAUGCCUCAAGCUCCAGAGGGGAGGAACUCCAAGCCUCAGUCGCUCCUCGUUCUUCCCUUGCUCGGCAAACUGGGGAAGAUCGCCCUGACGGGGGAUGACGUCCAGGUGAGAGCCCAGUGUUUCUUGGUGCGCAAUAUUAUCCGUCUACUAGCCCCGAGGACGAUAGUCUGACGAUUCUACUGAAUUUCUUGCAGACGAAGAUGGUCUUCGACUGCUUCAGAAGGCUCUCCUCACAGCUCGGUCAUGAAGGUUGCACUGACUAUGCCGUUCAGCUGUUAUCGCCGCUGUACAGGGUGUGUGAAGGAUUCUCCGGGAAAGUGAUCUCAGGUGUGCUUCAUAUUCUUCAUACUCUUCUUUCAUCUUUCUAUCAAUCUUCUCUGCAGUGCUUCUAAAUAUGGAUAGUUUUAGUUGACUUGGUAAGCAUGUGUGAUCACUUCUCGGGUGCUCCGUUAUUCUCCAGAUGAAAUCAAGGAGCUGGCCACUGAGGUUCUCGAGAAGAUGCGUGGGGUUCUGGGAGCAGACCAUUUUGUGAGGGCCUACAACGAGAUACGGAAAACCAUGAAGGAGAAGAGGGACAAGAGGAGACAAGCCGAGAAGCUCUUGGCCGUCAUAAAUCCUAUGCGGCAUGCGCAGAGGAAGCUGAGGAUUGCUGCCAAACACCGAGCCAACAAGAAGAAGAAGAUCUCUGCCAUGAAGAUGCGGAACUGGAAAAGAUGA